UCAGAGUAGCAGGGAAUGGGUUCAGCUCAUAGGUUCAGCUCAGCUUCAGUGACUCUGACACAGACAUGCACUGACAGCGUUAGCCGCGGUGUAUUCCUUGACGUGGACCAGGCAGUGUAGACGUAGUGUUUGUUUGUAACGUCGCAGUAGCUUAAAACAUUCAAAACAAAUGAUGCGUUUCAUGCUGCUUUUCAGCCGGCAGGGGAAGCUGCGCCUGCAGAAGUGGUACACCGCCACAGCGGAGCGCGACAAGAAGAAGAUGGUCAGGGAGCUGAUGCAGAUAGUGCUCGCCCGCAAACCAAAGAUGUGCAGCUUCCUCGAAUGGAGGGACCUCAAGAUCGUCUACAAAAGGUACGCCAGCCUGUAUUUCUGUUGUGCAAUCGAAGAGCAGGACAACGAGCUGAUCACACUGGAAGUCAUCCACCGCUUCGUAGAGCUUCUGGAUAAAUACUUUGGCAGUGUAUGUGAGCUGGACAUCAUCUUUAACUUUGAGAAGGCCUACUUCAUCCUCGAUGAGUUCCUGAUGGGAGGAGAGAUCCAGGAUACGUCUAAGAAGAGCGUCCUCAAAGCCAUCGAACAGGCUGACCUACUGCAGGAGGAGGACGAGUCCCCCAGGAGUGUGUUGGAGGAGAUGGGCCUGGCGUAGUACACAGCAGCCGUGUGAGAGACUAUAGAUACUAUAAGGCG
This is a messenger RNA of Perca flavescens (yellow perch), 687 nucleotides long. It is a transcript of the gene ap1s1, whose product is annotated as adaptor related protein complex 1 subunit sigma 1. The record is from RefSeq and is a predicted model, not a curated record. NCBI's taxonomy places the organism in Eukaryota, Metazoa, Chordata, Actinopteri, Perciformes, Percidae. Gene Ontology annotation, cellular component: membrane coat; AP-1 adaptor complex. Bases 170 to 646 code for a protein of 158 amino acids. Gene Ontology annotation, biological process: intracellular protein transport; vesicle-mediated transport. The transcript is spliced from 5 exons. Gene Ontology annotation, molecular function: clathrin-cargo adaptor activity.